Zonotrichia albicollis (white-throated sparrow) is the source of this 6254-nucleotide messenger RNA. It is a transcript of the gene E2F6, whose product is annotated as E2F transcription factor 6. The record is from RefSeq and is a predicted model, not a curated record. Gene Ontology annotation, molecular function: RNA polymerase II cis-regulatory region sequence-specific DNA binding; DNA-binding transcription factor activity, RNA polymerase II-specific; protein dimerization activity. Lineage: Eukaryota; Metazoa; Chordata; Aves; Passeriformes; Passerellidae. Gene Ontology annotation, biological process: regulation of transcription by RNA polymerase II. Gene Ontology annotation, cellular component: RNA polymerase II transcription regulator complex.
ACGGGCAGCGAUGAGGGCGGGAGCGGCCCCGCGGCGCCCCGCGCCCGGCCGCGGCUCGGAGCCUCGGCGUGAGGGCGUCUGUGCGCUCCGCCUCCUCCAGCGCCUCGCCGCGGGGCCGCGCCGACAUGGCCAGCCCCGAGCAGUGGGAGAGCCUGCAGCCGCUGCAGCCGGACGCGUUGCGUGUAGCUCGGUUUGCAGGCAGCAGAUGGGUGAGAUCCCUGGACAAGAGGCCAUGAACUGCCCAACCCUUGGGAUGACAAAGGGCAGGCAGGAAGAAGGUGGCACUGACCAGGCACCAAUGAUUGACCUGAAUGUGCAGAAGGACACGCCGCUUGUGAAAAAAACUGUGGACAUCAAAAGGCCUCGAUUUGAUGCAUCCUUGGUGCUUUUGACACGAAAAUUUAUGGCUCUUCUCAGAAAAGCUCCAGACGGUGUCCUUGAUUUAAAUGAAGUAGCAAAAACACUAGGAGUACGAAAACGAAGAGUGUAUGACAUCACCAAUGUGUUGGAUGGCAUCAACUUGAUUCAGAAAAGAUCUAAGAAUCAUAUCCAGUGGAUAGGUAAGAGUCUUGACCAACUUAUUGGAAGAGCACCAGACCAGCAGAACCUUAAAGAGGAACUUCUGGACUUAUCAAUCAUGGAAGAAGCUCUGGAUGAAUUAAUCAAGAAUUGUGCUCAUCAGAUAUUUGAACUAAUAGAUGACAAAGAAAAUGCAAAACUAGCUUAUGUGACGUACCAGGAUAUCCGAAGCAUUCAGGCUUUUCAAGAACAGAUUGUGAUUGCAAUCAAAGCUCCAGAGGAAACCAAAUUGGAAAUACCAGUUCCUAAAGACGAUCACAUAGAAGUACAUGUGAAGAGCACGAAAGGACCCAUUGAUGUGUAUUUAUGUGAGGUGGAAAAAGAGAAUCCAGGUGCCGAAACUUGUGAAGAUAUGGAUACUGUCCAUAUCUAGUGAAACUGAGACAUCAUUUUAUCCUGAUGAAGUGGCCAGUGAAAUGGGUUCAGCCUUCAAGUAUCAAGGCUUUUGUGAAACAAACACUCUAAACACCCCGAACUGGUGCAGUUUCCAGGGAAACUUUGGUGAAACGGAAAAAGGGAGACAUUAUGUGCCAGUUCCCCAGCCCGCAGAGGACCCAGCUGCACAGAGGAGCACAUCUGGCCCUGCUGAGCCCGGGGGUGCCAGAGCUGCUCCCGCCGUCCCGGACACCGCGGGGCCACUAGAGGGAUGUCUGCAACCAUCCUUCCACGGUUUCUGAAGCAAAGCACCACUUCGCACUCCUGGCCAGCUGCAAUCGCACACGGCAGCCAGCAGUCCUAAGAAAUGCUGCAAGGGAUGCAUCAGAGGGCUGCUCGUGGCGUCCCAGGGAGAGUGUUUGGACACUACCAGUUGGAAACAUGAGAUGCAAUGCUUGGAGUUCUACAAGGUCCAAGAGAGAAGACCAGAAAUCAUAGAAUCAUGGAUUCACAGAAUGGUUUAGGUUACCAAGGACCUUGAUGAUAAUCUAAUUCCAACCCCUCUUGUUCAGGUUGAAUAGUUCUAACACUAUUAAAAACUACAUCUAGUUAUAUCCUUUUAUUUGAUUUUUUCCAGCAGUUUAGCUUGUAUCUAGUGGAAUGGCAUAAUCUAUUUAAACUAUCAACACGUUAGCAUGAGAGUCACUGCAAAAAGUGUUUUAUUUCUCUAUUGGUUUAAAUUAGUUGAUUAGAAAAGCAUGAAAAUGUAAUGGAGAAGAGUUCUCUCUCCUACACCAAUCAGGUGUUGGAACUGAUAGGAUGAAAGCGGCUGCAAAUAAAAGGAAAAUAUGAGUAAACCAAAGAAAUAAGCAUUAGUUGUAAGUAUUAUAAAACAGCUUGUACACUCCAGAACAGCACAAAUAAGGAGCCCAAAUUUACUACCCCGGCUGGAUAGAUGGGUCAAACUGUUACAUUUAAUUACAUAUACUAAUAAAAAAAAAGUUUCAAUUUAUGUGGAAAAGAGACAUCAUGGAUUUUAAAAGAGGUAAUAGUUAGAGUUGGGUGAUUUAUUUAUUUAUUUAAUAGUUAAUUCCCUCGAAAAUGUGGUUUCAGUCAUGUCUAAACUAUUUGCUUCAAAUUUGCUGAAUAGUUUUGGCUGGAAAAAAAAACAAAGAAGGGGAUAAACUGUGUUGGAGGAAAAUCCCCAGUUACCCAACAGCUCAAUGAUCACAGCAUUUACUUAGGUAGCAGAGACCCCUUAACAGAGGCUCUGUUGAGGUGGACUACACUCAAUCCUUCCUGUGACCACUUUGAUUUUGUCCCAGUUGCAAGGGAUGGGGACAAACCUCCCAAAGGAGCAGGCUGGUUUCCAGAGUAGGAAGCUGUGAUUCUCAUGCUCCCCCUUGCUGAUCCAACAAACUUGGUGCCUUUGUGCAGGUCACCAGCUUCAUUGUGAGGAAGAAUCUCCCCUUUGUCCUGCUUCAUGGAUACCAAGUCCUUGGACAGCUUUCUAAGAAGUAGAAUUCUUCUUCAAGUUCCCUUGGACAAAAGUAGUAUAUCCAUGCUAUGACAUUCUUUCAAGCAUCCAAAGCAAAUACUCUACAUUGGAUUAAAACAUAACAUUUAAUGGUUCACGCAUAGACAUAACCUUCAGGUUAUUUUCUUUCAGCAAAGAAAAGCAGCCAGUUUAGUUAUGUCUACACUGUGCUGAUUUUUAUGACAUUCACUGCAGUUCUUGAGCACAAAUGUUACUUCCACCAAGUCUUUAACUGAUCAUGAAAUAGUUUGAUAACCUUCAUCCAGACUAUCCUAUGCUUCUUACAAACCCUUAUUUCUGCAGCCACAUAAGAGCUGAAAAUGACAUUGAGAACUCCCAACUCAAUGCUCCCGACUCCAGUCCCUGUGGUGCCAGACACCAUAUCUUAUGGCCCUGUCAAAGUGCACUGAUACACUGCAGGUAGGUAUUUUCUGGCUGCCUUUACUUGGAUGAAGGUUGUUCUAACCCCGCAUUGUGAAUAGCUAGAAGCAGUCUUAUUUCCCAUCUGCACUCAUCUGUGACCAGUUUACUCACAUAUGCUCUUCUGCCAGCACUCCUCUGUAAUGUACAGCUCUUAAACUCCUUGGUUGCUGUCUUUGGUGUAUCUUUAGACACCACCAUAUUCUCAUUCACUUCUCUGCUGGAUCUAGAAAACUGAGUUAUUCAAGCUAUCUCCAUGAAACAGGCUGCUUUGUUCCUUUAUCGCUGCCAAAUUCCCAUUUUCAGUUCCUCUUCUCCAAUCAGAGGAAUGGACCUAUUUAUGUCGCAGUGUUCUAACUGGAUCUUGCCCUAUCCUAUCUCACUUGAGUAUCUUUGUUAAAUUUUACAAAUACCAUUUAUACUUUUUAAUUCCAUGUUUUCAUUAGCUAAUGUAAGCCUGAAGUAAUUCUCCUCAGCUAUUUCCAAGUGGUACGUUCCCACAUUACAUCAGAAUUUCUUACUAGUCCCCAAGGGCACUCUCUCUAUAGACUCUACCAUUUUUAAAAUGUCCUGUUUCUAUCAUUCCCAUCAUUGAGCUGAUCCAGAUAUUCUGAGCAAUAUCCCAACCCUCAACUGUCUACUGAUGUUGUCUGAUGCAAACAGGAUCAACAGCAUAGUCCUGGAUUUCAUGCUGGUAAACAAAAAGGUUCCAAUGUCAAAAAGUUUAAACAAGAGGGACCAGGACUGCUCCUUGUAGUUCCUACCAAAACAAAUCCUCAAGGAUUCAACUAAUACUUACCUCUCUAUUUCACCUCAUAAGGCAUUGUUAUCCUACAUGAAGUGAGUUCUUUUUACUUUGGGAAUAGCAUGAUAUCCUUCAGAAUGUUUUAUUCUCCUAUAAAAAACAUCUCCUAAUAAUUCCCACUAAUGUCAGCUUUCUCACAUCAAAAUCUUCCAAGUUUUCUUCCAGUUUGGUUGUAAUUACCUCCAGUAAUACCUUAAUUUUUCUUAUCCAUAAACAUGCAAAAUUGAAGUAUUACAACAUAUGUGUUUCUUAUCCAUGUGUAGUGUUUCAUUUUAAUAUUGUCCCCAUCACCAAAGACUGGGGCAAAACUGAGAUCAUCUCUAUGUCAGCCUCUUCAUACAGUAAUCCUAUUUAUUAUUUGACAGCCAAGUCUAGAAAUAACAGUAUUUAAACAUACUGUCCUUCCUUCCUUCCUUCCUUCCUUCCUUCCUUCCUUCCUUCCUUCCUUCCUUCCUCCCUCCCUCCCUCCCUCCCUCCACUUUUAUAUGCAUAGCUGUGUUUUCACUCGUGCACUCACAACUGUUCUUACCUGUAGUAAGUAAGAAGUACUUAAGUACUGUAGUAAGUAAGAAGUAAGACCUGAAGUCUCUGACAGCCCCUGCAGGUUCCCUGAGAGCAGGCACAGCCGCUGUAGUUGUUUACACCCUGGUAUCAGCUGGACUGGCUUGGUUUCCCCACAAUUAACAGUAGCUAAGUCUUGAUGAAAAGCAGAUCACAGGAAUGACAGUGCUGAUGCAGAGACACAUAAUGUGGGUAUUCAGAGAUGCACACAGAACCUCUACACUAAUCAUCUUUUUUUAGCUUGCUCUAUCCAAGUCAUCGUCUACUGGAAUUUCCUCCUAAUUGCAGGGAGCAUUCAGUGCCUGGGGUUUUACUGUCAUUUUCCAAGCCAGUUCCUGCAUACUUAUGGCAAAAGGCCAGAUCAAAAGAAAGAUUGAUUAGGUGCCUCCAGUGGUUCUUACACCAAAAUCCAAGAUGACAAUUCAAAAAAACUCAAUAGCUGUGUAACUGUGAGGGUCGCUAAGUUUGCCACCUCCCUCUCUGCCUCCAUCCUGCUGAGUGUUCUCAUUGAAAGGCUACAAAGCCAUUUCUUCCUGCCAUCCCAUUUCUUCUUAAAGCAAUUUCCUGCAAAACCACACACCAUCCUGCAAGACAGUGUCUAGGAACUUUAUUUGAAGGUGUACUGUGUAACAUGAAUUGCCACAGGAUGGAGAAAGGAAAAUGCAUACAUGGGUUCUCAUUCUGCUAAAGAAUUCUGGAUCAGAUCAGGCUGAAAAUGCUGGUUCAGAUUAUGCCUCAUCUAGGAAAACAUGGGACUUUGGCCACAUUUCUCAUAAUUCCCAUUCAGUAUCUAAUGUUUAAAUGUUUGAUCUUAAAUACAGAAUAAACUAUCAGAAAAGCUUUUGUUCUUACAGGUAUGUGUUCACUGGAAGAGAUUGUUACAGGCAUACAAGUGACAGGUCUGAAUCAAUCUCUAGUCACCUUGUCAAAUUAAAAGGAGGCAGAGACAGCUUUGAGAAGCUCUGGCCAGCACUUCCAAAGGACCAGCAGCAUUGUACUCCUGCAUAUUUCCAAUAUUUCAACCUUUACAAUGUGUCAUGUAAAGGAAGUGCUGCAGAAAGAAGAGCUGCAAAAACCCUCCUCUGCUCCAAGGUACUGUGAGGUAUAAACAGCCUACUGACAGCAUAACAGCAAGGAUUUCAUAAAUCACAGCAGUCUCUCAAACUGUGAUUUACACCUAGGGCCACAGAGCUCUAAGCUUCACCUAUAUGCACAAAGCAGCAAAGAAAAACUCGAGGUCACUUUGUCCUUAGUCUCCAAGCUACACUUACUGCAAGUUUCCUCCUGAGACUUACAGCAGAGAAUCUGGCAUAUCACCAUCACGUAAGCAUUUCAAUUAACCUAGAUUCACAGCUUCACUUCUGUCUUCCCAAUGCAUCCAAGAAACUAUGAAACUACCUUAUUAACAAAAGCAAUGUUAUUUAGCUGGGGAGUUAUGUAAGCAAUUAAGAGCCAGGCAGAGACCAAGUCCUGCGUUAUCAGACACACCCAGACAUUACACAGCCACUUUUGAUUCACACCUCCUUUUCUUGAUUCCUUGGUAUUUGUGCUUAAGAUACUGACUUUAACACAGCAACUGACAGUAUACCAUCCAAUAAUUCUAUUAUUAGUUGGUAUUUAUUAAUAUUUAUCAGCUAUAUAUACUGUUUGAAAAAAUGGGAAGCAGCUACCUGGCGGACCUUCAGAGACAAGGUACAUGCCUUUCCAAGCAGAACAGUAGAUAUAGGCCUUUACCUACAAAGCUUACCAGAUGAAGACAUUUUCUUUAGCAUUUGCUUGAUUACUUUGGUUUGCAUUUAAUUAUACAGAUGGCUGAGUGGUUUUGUAAUUUUAUAGCUGGCCUGUGCUAGUAAUUGAUGUGGUAGUGUCAGUCUUACUGAGGCUGGUUUGGAAACGCAUGGGGUUUGAAAAGCUGCUUGUAUUUAAAGCCUCUUGUUACAAUGCAAGAGAUGAAUUAAAUGAAAGAAUGUUAAACAA